AUGGCACCGUCACAGCAUGAGAUAUGGAGGCUUUACACCGUUGCAGUUGCCCGCGUCAAAGGAGCUAAGCCCCACCCGGACGCCAGCUGCAAUGCAUGUGGCGAGGUGCUGAAGAAUGCGCAGCCUUCGCGUAACAUGCUCACACACGUGUUGAAGUGUGACAAGGUCGACGCUGAGUCCAAACAGCGGUGGCUUCGGUAUGACUCACAGCGUCGUCACGAAAAAGCAUCUAAGCUGCUGACCCCAGCAAGACGCUCAGCUAAAACUCCGUCGUCUAUUAGUAAGCGCUUAUUCCAUACACCCCAGAGUGGGUCUCCACGCACGGGCUCACGCAAGAGACCACGCAGUUCUUUAAACAAGUCGAUCAAGCAGAGUGAGGAGGAUAAUUUCUUACGGUGA
Messenger RNA from Phytophthora infestans T30-4, 399 nucleotides. RefSeq lists its product as uncharacterized. Lineage: Eukaryota; Oomycota; Peronosporomycetes; Peronosporales; Peronosporaceae. The coding region runs from base 1 to 399 and encodes 132 amino acids. The transcript has 2 exons. The record is from RefSeq and is a predicted model, not a curated record.